Protobothrops mucrosquamatus (brown spotted pit viper) is the source of this 539-nucleotide messenger RNA. Its product is annotated as PDZ and LIM domain protein 4-like. The record is from RefSeq and is a predicted model, not a curated record. NCBI's taxonomy places the organism in Eukaryota, Metazoa, Chordata, Lepidosauria, Squamata, Viperidae. Gene Ontology annotation, biological process: actin cytoskeleton organization; heart development; muscle structure development. Gene Ontology annotation, molecular function: muscle alpha-actinin binding; actin binding. Gene Ontology annotation, cellular component: adherens junction; stress fiber; Z disc. Bases 186 to 539 code for a protein of 117 amino acids. The transcript is spliced from 3 exons.
GGCCGGACCGGAGAUUAGCAGGCGCUUUAAGUGGAUUAGAAAGCGGCAGAGGCGAAGAGAGGAGAGGCGAGCCGAGAAGUUGGGUGUCGGAGGCAGGCGCCCGCUUUGCGAGUCGCUUUUCAGCCGGCGAGCCGGGCGCGCUCCCUCGUCCCGCUUUUUCCUUUCGGCUUGGAAGAGCCCCCGCCAUGCCCCAGACAGUGGCUCUGAACGGUCCUUCGCCCUGGGGGUUCCGCCUGGUCGGAGGGAAAGAUUUUAGCACGCCGCUGACUAUUUCCCGGAUAAAUCCAGGAAGUAAAGCUGCUCUUGCUAACCUUUGCCCAGGUGAUGUCAUUUUGUCAAUCAAUGGUGACAGCACAGAAAAUAUGACACAUUUAGAAGCACAAAACAAGAUCAAAGCUUGUCUGGAUCAACUGAUACUGUCUGUGAACAGGGCUGAAGGCAAGGUUUGGUCACCCAGUACUUUGGAAGAUGGAAAAGCACAAGCUUAUCGUGUCAGUGUAGAACCUGAACCACAGGUAUGUGAUCUUUGCACAAUUUAA